This is a messenger RNA of Mycena indigotica, 897 nucleotides long. RefSeq lists its product as uncharacterized. The transcript is spliced from 3 exons. The record is from RefSeq and is a predicted model, not a curated record. Lineage: Eukaryota; Fungi; Basidiomycota; Agaricomycetes; Agaricales; Mycenaceae.
UUGGUGGACCCACAACCGCCAUACAAGAAACAACGACUCGCCAGUGACCCCCCAUCUGAACCCUCAACUUCACGCCAUCCACCUGGCCGGUCAAAAGUCAAAAAGUCUCGCCACAAAGCUGCUUUGUCCGAGUCGGACGAUUUCGACGAAGAACCAGAGCCAGAGUCUGAUCUCCCAUUCGAUGAUGACGAGGAGUACAUGUCGGAGCCCAAGGCCACUGGGAAGCGGGCAGGCGGAAAGAAGAGCAAGGGCAAGGAGAAGGAAAUAACGGUCAUGGCUCGCGACGAACGGAAAAAGCGGCCAGAUACCGAAUCGACUUUGCGGCCCAAACCAAGACAGUCGGAUUUUGCGGCUAGCUCUCCAGCAAUGCGUGAGGACGCCUCACAGCCCAAGAAAAAGCUGCCCAAUAUCAAGAAAAUUAAAGGUGCUGGGGAGUCGACAACCUCUGCUCCGUCAACUCCACCAGUCGCGCUGAAACAUAACCCGCCACCCGAAACUAAACUACCAUUACCAGUGGUUGCAGCGCGCAAACAACCAGUCGGCCCUCAAUCUGUUGACCUAGACCUUUCUAAUCCUUCAAUGUAUGCCCAACUCUUCAGCAAGUCGAACACGUCAUCCGGAUUUACUCGACGCGACAAGGAAGAAGAGCGGAGGAAGGAGUUGAUUAAGAUGCGCGAUGAGGCAAAGGCAAAGCGAUUGAGUGAAGCGGCUCCACCUUUUGACCUCCAAGGGCAAAUGGACAAGAUCAUUCGUUUCGAGGAGAGGCUUAGAGCGGUCAGAAGUCCUUCGGUCUUUCCAAAUCACCUCGCCGGCGGCUUAAAACAAAUACAAGCCAGAAUGAACUAUCCUACAACAACAACAGACCCCGAUGCUACGCUUGAAGAAGGCGAAAUGUAA